Molecule: messenger RNA, 2106 nt
Organism: Stegastes partitus (bicolor damselfish)
Lineage: Eukaryota; Metazoa; Chordata; Actinopteri; Pomacentridae
Gene: mpv17l2
Product: MPV17 mitochondrial inner membrane protein like 2
Exons: 6
Coding region: 99-755 (218 amino acids)
Biological process (GO): mitochondrial ribosome assembly
Cellular component (GO): mitochondrion; membrane; cytoplasm
Source: RefSeq, a predicted model, not a curated record
AAAGCCAGCUGUGUGUCCCUCUGCUCUGUCUUCACAUCAUGGAUGUCACCGCAAAUGCUUCCAUCCAGUAACGGGUUCCUCUCUGCCAUCCAAACGUCAUGAUUCCCAGGGCGGGUAAAGAGUUUCUGGUCCGCAUACGGUUCUUCUGGAAGCCGUUCUUCCAGGGCCGCUACCUGCUGCUCACCAACACCCUGAGUGGAGGAGUGAUGCUGUCGCUGGGAGACAUCCUGCAGCAGAGCCGGGAGAACCGCAGGGAGCCGGGCCGAGUCCGGGACUGGAAGAGGACAGGUCGCAUGUUUGUGGUGGGCUGCUCCAUGGGUCCACUGCUGCACUACUGGUACAACUGGCUGGACAGAGUGUAUGUGGGCAAAGCUCUGAACACGUUGAGCAAGAAAGUGCUGGUGGACCAGCUUGUCGCCUCACCGACGUUGGGGAUGUGGUAUUUUUUAGGUAUGGACCUCUUGCAGGGACGCAGUUUAUCCGAAGGAUGGGUGGAUUUUAGAGACAAGUUCUGGGAGUUUUAUAAGAUGGACUGGUGUGUUUGGCCUGCCGCUCAGACGAUCAACUUCUACUUUCUCUCGCCCAAAUUCCGCGUCGUGUACAUCAACUUUGUGACCUUAGGGUGGGACACCUACCUCUCCUACCUCAAACACAGGGAUGACGUGCAGCAUGCUGAUGUGGCGUCAGACAGCAGCGCAGAGGAUGUACAGCAGGAAGCACUGCCACCAUCUGAACCUCUGAAGGAGAAGGUUUAGACGCAGAGUUCAUCCUCAGCUGUGAAGCUCUUUAGAGGCUGUUUUUUUUUUUUAUGUGGGUUCAGGAUUCUUGUCCUCCCUUCUUUGAAAAUGCUGCUGACUGUUGUGUGCAACAGUUUGUGUUUUUCUGGUGAUCUCUUCCCUCCUCUCUCAAGUUUAAACUGACCUCAGGUUUCUGUCUGAGGAGUUGUGGAUGUUUAAGUCGAAGUGCUGGGACGGUUUUCGCUCUCCAUGUCUGAGGACUUUUAAUGUGUCUCCGUCCAUUUUGUUUCUUUAUGUCUGGACGAUGUGCACUCCUGAUCAGGGAUGAAAAGCUGUUUCACUGCCCUCAGCCACUUUCCCAUCUGAAAAUCUAUUUGCAAAGUGGUUUUCGUGGGAAUCUCUCGAAUGCAUCCAGACGUUUCUCCAACUUCUCAGCAACUAUCAUCUUUGUUGUACUGUUACACCCAAAGCUUGAAACUGACUGAGAUGUUUCUGUUGUUUUGUCUGUUUUUGUGGAAGAAUCAGUACUGAUGUGAUCCAGCUGCUGAGUUUUCCACAUUAAGCCAUGUUAACCUGUGUGAACUUUGCCUUAAUGUGUAGCCCAGAGCUACACUUGUUUUCAUGCCAAAUAGCCUCGACCUAUUCCGCCUAUCCUUUUUAGGGUACCUAUAAAACGAUGCAUGAUUGUCAAUCUAUAGUGUAAAUUGUUAAAUAGAAGAGCUUUGAUGUUUUAUCAUAUGAUACAGAUUCAGCAUCUGUACAUGUAGCUUGAUUUUUUUUGUAGAAUUAAGCUGUAAAAUUGUUUUUAAACUGUUGAGUAGUUUUACAUUAGUGACUGUACAAAUGACCUAAUAGACUGUGUAUUUCUACCAGAUAAGUUAUUGAUAGACUUUGAUGAUCAAAGAAAAUUGCAUAAAUGGUGUCAACAAGAAAUCUAUGAAGCACUAUUUAUUAUAUACAGAUAUAUUUAAUUUUUGACACCGUCGUUGGUGCUACUGCUGUGUUUGUAUAGUACUAACAGACCUGUAAGUAUGAUGAUGGGCGUUACCACAUAAAACGUCAUUGCUACACUAAUCUGUGUAAAGAACGAAGAAUUCUGUAAAGUCGGUAUAAUAAAAACACUUGACUAUAAGGGAGUUAAAUGAAACAAUGACUUUCUUCCAGUACUUCAUAUUCCGAUGAGACUUUCUGUUUGAGGAACAGAAGGGAUGGGCGUGAAUAAAUACACUCUGGUGUUCUCAUGAGACUCGCAGUUCUUUAAAUAAAUCUUUAAAAUCAGGACCUGUUCAGAAUUUUUUAAACGAUGGAGAAUUAAAAGAAAAAAUGAACACAUUCCAUGUUUCUUGUAAAAUAAAUAUGCUUAUUUGUA